Messenger RNA from Sorghum bicolor (sorghum), 6900 nucleotides. RefSeq lists its product as uncharacterized. Gene Ontology annotation, biological process: protein secretion. Gene Ontology annotation, cellular component: plasma membrane. The transcript is spliced from 23 exons. The record is from RefSeq and is a predicted model, not a curated record. NCBI's taxonomy places the organism in Eukaryota, Viridiplantae, Streptophyta, Magnoliopsida, Poales, Poaceae. The coding region runs from base 137 to 6517 and encodes 2126 amino acids.
CCCUCGCAUCACCUGUCGCCUCGCCCCGCGCCCAGACCACUACUCUCCCCCUCUCCUCCUUCCCCUUCCUCUUGCCGCACGCAAAUGGUCACCUAGGCGCGCGAGGCCGACGCGCCGCUGGCUCCCUCCCCACCCAAUGUCGCACUGCCUCUGCGCCUCACUCUUCCUCGCGCCGCCGUCGCCCUUCCUCUUCUCCCACUGCCCAUCUCCGCGCCGGCGACGGCGCCCGCGCGGCCGCAGCCUCCACCUGACCUCGCGCCCCCUCCUCACCCUCGCCCGCUUCGACCCGCCGCCGCUGUUCCGCCUCAAGGUCUCCGACUCCAGCGACUCCCCCGCCGACGCCACCCACGCGCACGCGCACGCCCACCACAGCAAUCACCGUGCCCACGCCCAUCACAGCCCCGCGCCGUCGCUGCUCCCGGGCCCGCGGGCCCUGAUCGGCUCGCUCGCGCCGGUAUGGCGGGAGGGGCUCUUCCUCGUGCGCUGCUCCGUCUUCGCCGCAGUGGUCUCCGUCGCCGCCGCGCUCUCCUGGCUCGCGCAGCUCCGGGCCCGCUCCUUCGUCGAGGCCCGCCUCCUGCCCGCCGCAUGCGCCGCGCUCAGCGAGUACCUCCAGCGGGAGGUCCGCCUCGGCAAGGUGCGCAGCGUCUCGCCGCUCGGGAUCACGCUGCAGACCUGCUCCAUCGGCCCGCACGCCGAGGAGUUCUCCUGCGCCGAGGUGCCCGUCAUGAAGAUUAGGAUACGCCCCUUCGCCAGCAUCAGGAGGGGAAGAGUCGUCGUGGACGCCGUGCUGUCCGAGCCCUCCGCGCUGGUGGCACAGAAGAAGGAUUUCUCGUGGCUCGGGAUUCCCCCGCCCUCCGAGGGCACGGUCAAGAGGCACUCCGGGGAGGAGGGCAUAGACUACCGCACCAAGACGAGGAGGCUUGCCAGGGAGAAGGCCGCGGAGCAAUGGAACGAGGAGAGGGAUCAAGCCGCAAGGGAAGCUGCUGAAAAGGGAUACACCAUUCCGAGUGGCCAAUCGGUUUCUCUGCCCACUAAUGAGAUUCUGGAGGUUGAUGGGACUACUGAGAUUGGGAAGUCCAGUCCUCCUGUGUGCGCUGAUGAAAUGCAUAAGAAGGAUCAUCACUUGGCAACAGGCAUCGACUCUGGUUCAAAGCAUGCAGAUUUGGAGAAGUCUUUUGGCUUCAAAUCGCGCAUUCCCAGGAUUAACCUCUGGUCUAGGGUGAUUUCAAGCUCUAGUAGGCUCAGAUACAGGAGGAAGGCUCUCAGUAAGGUUAUUCCAGAUGUUGAUAAUUCUUCUCAGCAAAGGAUUCUUAGACGCAGUGCAGAUGCUGCUGUAGCAUAUUUUCAGAACAAAGAUCGCAUUAAUAUUGAUGGUUCGUCCCCUGGACCAGGAAAAGGCUCAUCUGAUGGUGGUCAUGCCAAUGUUGGUGGCAGUGGAAUUGCUUCAAAUGAUGAAACUGUCAGCUACUCUAAAACUGCAUCAGCCAGUUUGGCUGGAUCCUCAUCGCAUAAUCAACUAUCUAGUCAGUGCAGUUCAAGUAAUUUUGACAACAACUUGUUACUAUGGCACAGUUUGGAAGAUCUGCAGAUCGGUCAGGCCAAGAAUCCUUCUGAAAAUAAACUUGCUCCACAGCAAGAGAUUAUUUUUGGGGAUUUUGGUUCAUGCACGCAUGCUCACAACUGGGUGCCAUUUUGGCCGUUCCAAUUAAAGAGUUUUCCUUUCAGUUUUAAUGCACCUUGUGCAUCUCUGGAUCUUAAAAUUGAGAAAUUGAAGUCACAAUUUGCUAUUGGUCCUGGAGAUUUCUCUGCUGAACUUACAGAAGGGACUAGUCAGAUCCAUCCUGGUGGCGUUCAGAAUGCACUUCCGAUCACCCUUGAUUCUGUCUAUUUCAAUGGAGGUAACUUGAUGCUUCUGGGAUAUGGUGACCAAGAACCCAGAGAAAUGAAACAUGCUAGUGGACAUGUCAAGUUCAAAAACAAUUAUAAUCGUGUACACGUGCAUGUAACUGGGAAUUGCAUGGAGUGGAGGCAAGACCGAUCUUCGCAAGGAGGGGGUUAUCUUUCUACAGAUGUAUUUGUUGACAUAGCUGAGGAAACAUGGCAUGCUAAUCUCAAUGUAGUCGAUGCAUUUGCUCCGCUGUUUGAAAGAAUUUUAGAAAUACCUAUUGUUUGGCACAAAGGAAGAGCUACCGGUGAGGUGCAUAUUUGUAUGUCAAAGGGUGACAGUUUUCCAAGCAUUCAUGGUCAGCUUGAUGUGAAAGGUCUAGCUUUUCAGAUAUUGGAUGCUCCAUCAUCAUUUUCUGAUAUAGUGGCAAAGUUAUCAUUUCGUGGUCAAAGAGUAUUUCUGCACAAUGCAAGUGGGUGGUUUGGUGACGCUCCAGUUGAAGCUUCUGGAGAUUUGGGACUAAAUCCUGAGGAUGGAGAGUUUCAUCUAAUGUGCCAGGUUCCAUCCGUUGAAGUUAAUGCACUUAUGAGGACAAUGAAAAUGAAACCUCUUAUGUUCCCGUUGGCCGGUUCUGUUACUGCUGUAUUUAACUGUCAAGGACCCCUUGAUGCUCCUGUUUUUGUUGGAAGUGGGAUUGUCUCAAGGAAGUCUUUUUCAGUAUCUGGUAUGCCUCCAUCUGCAGCUUCUGAAGCUGUGAUGCAAAACAAAGAGGCUGGUGCAGUUGCUGCAUUUGACCAUAUUCCAUUCUCUCAUGUAUCGGCCAAUUUCACAUUCAACCUUGACAACUCCGUUGCUGAUUUAUAUGGUAUUAGAGCAUGCCUAUUGGAUGGCGGAGAAAUUCGAGGGGCUGGUAAUGCAUGGAUUUGCCCAGAGGGGGAAGGUGAUGAUUCUGCUAUGGAUAUUAAUUUGUCUGGGACCAUUCUACUUGAUAAAGUAUUGCAUCGUUACAUUCCUGGAGGAAUCCAGCUGAUUCCACUCAAGAUUGGAGAGCUCAAUGGAGAGACUAGACUUUCUGGUUCCCUCAUUAGACCGAAGUUUGAUAUCAAAUGGGCUGCACCAAAUGCUGAAGACUCUUUUUCAGAUGCACGUGGCAAUAUUGUUAUUGCACAUGAUUACAUUAUGGUCAACUCUUCAUCAGUCUCCUUCGAUUUAAAUACUCGUGUUCAAACAUCAUAUAUUGAUGACUACUUGUUGAACAAGGAGACUUACCAAAUGAAAAAAAUCAUGCCACUAAUUGUGGAGGGUGUUGAUUUGGAUUUACGUAUGAGAGGCUUUGAGUUUGCUCAUAUAGCCUCCUCAAUACCUUUCGAUUCACCACGACCAUUACAUUUGAAAGCAUCUGGAAGGGUCAAAUUUCAAGGAAAAAUCAUGAAAUCUAGCAAUAUAGCUGAUGGCAAUAUCAAUGGUGUUCUUCAAAGUAACAUUGACCAAAAUAAGCUUGAGACCAAUGUGUCAAAACUUGUAGGCGACAUAUCUCUUUCUGGAAUUAAACUCAACCAGCUCAUGCUAGCGCCACAAUCUACUGGUUUCCUUUCCAUAUCACGGGAUUCUAUGAUGUUGAAUGCUACUGGCAGGCCUGAUGAAAAUUUUUCCAUAGAAGUGAAUGGACCAUUGCUUUUCACUUCAAAUGAGGAUAUUCAAGAUGUAAGGCUUCUGUCAGUUUUCCUCCAGAAGGGCCAGCUGAGAUCUAAUAUCUGUUAUCAUCCUCAGAAUUUGACCAGUCUAGAGGUUCGCAAUUUGACACUCGAUGAGCUGGAGUUUGCUUCAUUGCGUGGAUUUGUUCAGAAGGCAGAAGUUCAGCUUAAUUUUCAGAAAAGAAGAGGUCAUGGUUUGCUGUCAAUAAUCCGUCCCAAAUUUAGUGGCGUGCUUGGUGAAGCACUUGAUAUAGCUGCUCGAUGGAGCGGUGAUGUUAUUACUAUGGAAAAAUCUAUCCUGGAGCAAGCUAAUAGCAAGUAUGAGGUUCAAGGGGAGUAUGUUUUUCCUGGAACACGUGAUAGAUUGCCUGUGGAAAGUCAGAGUAAUGGGUUCAUAGAGAAAGCAAUGGGAGGGCAUCUUGGUAGCAUAAUGUCCUCGAUGGGCAGGUGGAGGAUGCGACUAGAGGUUCCUGGUGCUGAAGUAGCUGAAAUGCUUCCUUUAGCAAGGCUUCUUUCACGGAGUACAGACCCAGUUAUUCGUUCGAGAUCAAAGGAACUUUUUAUGCAAUGUCUACAUUCUGUUGGGUUCAAUGCUCAAAGUCUUCAUGAUCAGCUAAAGGCAUUAGAAAUGUAUCAUGAUUGGUUGGAUGAUGACACAAUGGAAGAUAUAACACUUCCUGGCUUAGCUGAACUAAGAGGCUAUUGGCGUGGCUCUCUUGAUGCCAGUGGAGGUGGUAAUGGGGAUACCAUGGCAGAUUUUGAUUUCAAUGGUGAAGAUUGGGAAUGGGGAACUUACAAGACACAGCGUGUUCUCGCAUCUGGUUCAUUCAGCAAUAAUGAUGGUCUGCGAUUAGAUAAAUUAUUUAUUCAGAAAGAUAAUGCCACCCUUCAUGCUGAUGGGUCGAUUCUUGGGCCGCUUACAAAUCUUCACUUUGCUGUGCUUAACUUCCCAGUUGGCCUUAUACCAGCUUUAGUUCAGGCUAUAGAAUCAUCCACCACAGACUCAAUUCAUUUUCUGAGGCAAUGGUUGACUCCCAUCAAAGGUAUUUUGCACAUGGAGGGGGACUUGAGAGGUACUCUGGCAAAACCAGAAUGUGAUGUUCAAAUAAGGCUGCUUGAUGGCACUAUUGGAGGCAUCGAUCUUGGAAGAGCAGAAGUAUUAGCUUCUGUUACCCAUACGAGCCGUUUCGUAUUUGAUGCAAAUUUCGAACCAAUAAUACAAAGUGGACAUGUAAACAUUCAAGGUAGUAUCCCGGUCACUUAUGUAGACAACAGCUCAAUAGAGGAAAGUCCAGAAGAGGCAGAUGGGAAACAAGGUAUCAUAAGAAUCCCUGUUUGGGCAAGAGACAGAGGAUCAUCAAAUGAGAUCAGUGAAGCAAGAAUUGUGAGAGACAAGACGGAGGAGGGCUGGGAAUUUCAAUUAGCUGAAAAACUUAAAGGUUUAAGUUAUAACAUGCUAGAACCAGGUGAAGUGAGGAUAGAUGCAGAUAUAAAGGAUGGGGGUAUGAUGUUGAUAACUGCAUUGAGUCCUUAUGCAAACUGGCUUCAAGGCUAUGCUGAUGUCCUCCUCCAGGUUAAAGGCACUGUUGAUCAGCCUGUUGUUGAUGGGUCAGCAACAUUUAAUCGAGCAAUUGUGAAUUCUCCCUUUCUUCGGACACCAUUGACGAAUUUUGCGGGUACAAUUCAAGUCAUAUCCAACAGACUAUGCAUCAGUUCAAUGGAAAGCAGGGUUGGGAGGAAAGGGAGAUUGUCAAUGAAAGGGACCCUACCUCUUAAAAAUAGCGAGCCAUCUGCCAACGAUAAGAUUGAUUUGAAAUGUGAAGUUCUGGACAUACGAGCAAAAAAUAUUUUGAGUGGCCAAGUAGACAGCCAGCUGCAAGUUACAGGCUCAAUUUUGCGACCAGAUCUUUCUGGGAUGAUCCGGUUGAGUCAUGGUGAAGCAUAUUUGCCUCAUGAUAAAGGCAAUGGUGCUGCUGUCACUAGGUUGACUUCAAACAAGUCGGGUUAUCUUCUUUCUGGUUUUGACCAAUCAACCACUUCACAGGAUGUCUCACGAAUUCUGGGGUCACUGUCAACAUCUGCAGACAGAGAUCAAUCAGACACAGAAAAGACUCUUGAGCAUGGAAGUUUUAAGCCAAACAUUGAUGCACGGCUAAAUGAUCUGAAGCUCACCUUGGGACCAGAAUUAAGGAUUGUUUAUCCUUUAAUUCUGAAUUUCGCCGUCAGUGGUGACCUAGAGCUUAAUGGGAUGGUUCAUCCAAAGUAUAUAAGACCUAAGGGCAUCUUAACAUUUGAAAAUGGUGAGGUCAACCUGGUAGCAACGCAAGUUAGACUUAAAAAUGAUCAUUUAAAUGCAGCAAAAUUUGAACCUGAUCUUGGUUUGGAUCCUGUUCUUGAUCUCGUUCUUGUUGGAUCUGAAUGGCAAUUCAAAAUCCAAAGUCGAGCAAGCAUGUGGCAAGACAAUCUGGUGGUAACCUCAACACGCUCUGUGGACCAGGAUGUUCUGUCACCUAGUGAGGCUGCCAAGGUUUUCGAAUCACAGCUUGCAGAAUCAUUAUUAGAAGGUGACGGACAGCUUGCAUUCAAGAAGCUUGCAACUGCAACGCUGGAAACUUUGAUGCCAAGGAUUGAAGGCAAGGGCGAGUUUGGACAGGCACGGUGGCGACUGGUUUAUGCUCCGCAGAUCCCAAGUUUACUCUCUGUGGAUCCAACAGUUGAUCCACUAAAAUCUCUGGCAAAUAAUAUCUCUUUUGCCACGGAGGUUGAAGUGCAGCUCGGAAAACGCCUUCAGGCUUCCGUCGUCAGGCAAAUGAAAGAUUCAGAAAUGGCGAUGCAGUGGACGCUGAUAUAUCAGCUAACUAGUAGGCUCCGUGUUCUCUUCCAGUCUACCCCAUCCAAUAGGCUUCUCUUCGAGUACUCAGCAACAUCGCAGGAUUGAUUCAUUUUUGUUAUUGCGCACAGCAAGAACUGGGCGUAGCAGCUGUCAUACAAAGAUUAGGUGGCCUGAUGAAUUGUUUUUGUAGAUAUGCAAGUUUCGCCAAGGAGUUGUACGUGUACAUUGGCUCAGUUGUAGUUGCAUUCUUUCUCGGAAACAAAGUUUCUGAGCCUGUAAAUAAUAGGUAGCGAUCUUAGCCUCGGGUGUAGAGAGAAGUGUAUAAAUGAAUGGACGUUUCCGGUCUCUUGCUUUGCUGUAAUGCUGUUCAUAUGUGGAAUUUGCUUUUGUAAUUUUAUGUAGCCAGUUAGAGCAACUUCACCAAGAACCUUUCAAUCAGGAUCCCAGUAUUUUAUAUUGAAUAAAAUUCAUCAACAGCUCUCACGUCA